This is a messenger RNA of Penaeus vannamei (Pacific white shrimp), 612 nucleotides long. NCBI's taxonomy places the organism in Eukaryota, Metazoa, Arthropoda, Malacostraca, Decapoda, Penaeidae. The record is from RefSeq and is a predicted model, not a curated record.
AUGGAAAUCUAUCCCUGUCCUGACCUGAACAUGCAGUGCAACGCCACCGGGGGAUACUGCAACCACAAGUGCAUGGAUGAUGAACUGGCUCUGUCGGGGCUCUGCAAGUACGACAACUGCUCCUGUUGUGUCAAAGACCCGUGUCCAGAUCUGAACAUGCAGUGCAACGCCACCGGUGGAUACUGCAACCACGAGUGCAAGUCUGACGAAGUGGCUCUGUCGGGGCUCUGCAGAUACGACAACUGCUCCUGCUGCGUCAAGGAUACAGAACCUUGUCCAGAUUUGGAUUUACAGUGUCACGCCAGGCACGGAUACUGUAACCAUACGUGCCUGCCUGACGAAAUGGCUCUGUCAGGAUUCUGCAAGUACGACAACUGCUCCUGCUGCGUUAGGGGAACAACAGACCCGUGCCCAGAUCUGAACAUGCAGUGCAACGCCACCGGGGGAUACUGCCACCGCGAGUGCCAGUCUGGCGAAGUGGCUCUGACGGGGCUCUGCGCUCACGAAAACUGCUCCUGCUGCGUCAAGGACCUCGCAGCGGCACGAUUAGUGAAGGUUGUUACACCUAUUAAUGGUCAGGCCGCAGCAACGGGCACCAUCUUCAGGGAGUAG